GUCUCCGCUGAAGUACGACGGACAUUUUGCAACGCUCAACAGAAACAAGAAAUAUCGUUACAAAAAAAGCAAGACGUGAGGAGUCACAGGACGGCAUUCGACGUAUAAAGGAAACCAAGACGAAAUACAGAUGUUUAAGAGGACUGUGUUGCAACUAAUGUUUGUAAAAUAGUUUAAAUUGUGUGGCUACAGCCUUCGACUCAACGGCUCAAAGAUGUCGGACGAAGGCGCGAGGGAGGACGCCUGCCGCGAGUAUCAGUCCUCGCUGGAAGAUCUGACUUUCAACAGCAAACCGCACAUCAACAUGCUCACCAUUCUAGCCGAAGAAAACAUCCAGUUCGCCAAGGAUAUCGUCGCAAUUAUUGAAGCACAAAUUGCCAAGGCGACACCUGGUGAGAAGCUCCCAGUUUUGUACUUAGUGGAUUCCAUAGUGAAGAAUGUUGGAGGGGAUUACCUUGAAGUGUUUGCUAAGAACCUAGUCAAUUCCUUUAUUUGUGUGUUUGAGAAGGUGGAUGAGGCCACUAGAAAAAGUCUCUUCAAAUUGCGUUCCACAUGGGAUGAAAUUUUCCCCUUGAAGAAGCUAUAUGCACUAGAUGUGCGUGUGAACUCUAUAGAUCCUGCCUGGCCUAUAAAACCAUUGCCACCAAAUGUGAAUGCCAGCAUUCAUGUCAACCCAAAAUUUUUAAAACCGACUGAUGAAACAUCUCCAAAGCCUCCUGCACCACAACCUCCAGCUCCAAGCUUGACACAAGAGCAAAUGAUAAGACAACAAUUGCUUGCAAAGCAAAAGCAGUUGUUAGAACUUCAGCAAAAGAAGAUAGAGCUUGAACUUGAACAAACUAAAGCUCAGUUGGCGGCCAGUCCUGCUAUUGCUUCAAACCACCAUGCCAGUGCUCCAGUCCGUUUCAGUCAAACGGUUCCUGCACCACAGACCAAACCUUGGCUUCCAGCACCAUCAGAAAAACUGUCAACAAGAGAUCCUAGAUUAAAUAGACCUGGUGCCACAACUGUAAAUGCAAAGGAACAAGUUAUUCAUAAGAAGGAUAAUCAGGUUACACCAAGCUUUCUGAAUACAUCAGGAAAAAGAGGACAAGUCUCAGCUGAAAGACCAAGUAAGUUGAGGAUUCCAAAAAAGGAUAACUCUACCGGUGAGGAAAGACCUAAAUCCAAGUCCAUGUCACCAUCUGGAAAAGGUGUCCUUGUCAGACCCAGAGGAAUGGAGUCUGAACAUUCAAAGGUGGCUGAAGUGAAUAAGAAGGACCCACGGCUACAUAAGCAGAUGCAUGAAAGGACAGAUUCAAAAGAUGAGGAUAAAGAGAAGAAAAAAAGUUCAGAGAAGAAAGAGAAGGAUGAAGGUGUCAAAAACUUGGACCAUUUAAAGUCCAGGGGCAAGCCUAUAAAUGGGUCCCUAAACAAGCAAGGAAGGCUUGAGACAUUUAUAAAACAAGAUAUUAAAGUGAACAAAGCUAAUGUUAGAAAAAGGUCUCGGUCAAGAUCACGUUCGCCACCGUUACAUUCUCCAAAAAGAAAAGAAAGGCGAUCAUCUCCAAAGAGAAAAACCAGGAGUAUUACUCCACCCCCCAAGUCUGGAAAGGCUAGACUAAGUAAACAUCCACAUAAUGAUGAUGCUUUUCCACAGUCGAGUAUAAGAGAUGAACGAAGCACUAAGAAAAGCCCCCUAGAAUCGAGACGAUCAAAAAGGCCGCUUGAAGAUAGACCUGCUGAUCAGAAAGAUGGACCACAGCAGAGAAUUUCUCCUGCUGAGCAUAAAGACACAAAAGAUGGGAAGAGGUGGAGAAGUGGAUGGGAAGAAAAUAAACAUCCCAAACAGUCAAAUCCAGAGCUUUCAGAUGGACGACUGGGCACCCAGAGACACAAGACUUGGAACACUAAUCAAAGACCAUCCACACCUCGUACACCUAAGCAACAUCGCUUGAGUGUUGAUAGCAACAUACAGAUACCAGAAGCACUUAAUUCUGCAAGUAAACGCAAUCUUUUAAGAAAGGCAAGCAAAAGGCAUGCUGAGGGUGAAAUAUCUAAUGAUGAAUUCCUCAAUGUAGCCCAUCAAAUAAACCAACUCUUUCAGUAUCAAGAGGAAAGACAGCGGUCUGACUCUUGGGAUGAAUCGUGUGAUGAGGGGGUGUAUCCAUCAAAAAAGAAAGGACUGGGAACAAUAUCUGAUGCGGCGCUCUCUUAUCUUGAGCAUAAGUCCAAGUUGAAAAGAACACAGCUCCUCCGCCCAGUGCGAAAAGUGGGGCAUUCUCCUUUGCAUGAUGCAUUGCUCUACCAUCCUCAUCAUGAAGUGACUGAACGAUACAGUGAGAGCUCAGAUGUGCAUAAAAUGUCUGGUGAUGUCACAAAGCCAGUCUUUGAUCAUGAAGAUCCAAGAAGAACCGACAGGCCUCCAUGUACAGGAUCCACUUUCAGAAAUUCACCAAGCCCAGUCAGCUUGGAUGGGACCUGUGGAAAAUCCACAGUAUUGAAUUUUGAACUGGCAUCUUCUCCAGUUGAAAUGGAUCAGCAGCCUGACGGAGACAUCAGCCCACGUUUUGAAAGUCCCAACAGCGUUCACUCUGGUACAGGUCCAGAUGAUGGUCCAAUAAGUGUAGAGGGUCUUCCAAGGCAUGAUCAUUUCUUGGAACAGGGAAGAAGUGGACUAAAUCUUGAUGAAUCUCCUGGGAAUACACCGACUCAAUCCUCAGAAGGACCCAUGUCACAGGUGAAUGCGCCACGCCAUGAUGGACCGAAUGUUUCUCAACGAUUUGAUGGAUUUAAGAGUUCUCAAGCUCCUUUUGAUGGGCCACCUAACCAGAUGAGAGAGCCAAGAUUAGAUGGUCCUCCAAUACCUUAUGCUCCUCCUCCUCGGUAUGAAGGCAAUACAGUUGGAUUUGAUGGGUCUGGUGGGCCCGUAAGGUAUCCCGGACAACGCUUUGAUACCCCUCACCGGUUUGAAAGAUUUCCAAACGCUCAUGAAAGACCUGUAAGAUUUAACAACCCAGCAGUUUCACACAGGCCAAUGAGAUACAUAGAGCACCAUAACAUGGUGAGAUUUGACCCUCAAGCCCCAAUUCAUUACGAUCACCAGAUGCACCAAAACAGAUUUGCUAAUCCACCAAGGUUUGAUAAUCCUCACAUGCCACAUGGUCCACCAGGAUUCGAAGAACCACGGUUCCCGGCUAGACUAAUGAAUUUUGAUGAACAGCAGGGUCCAGUCAGAUUUGAUAGUCCGUCAGGUGGGAUGCGCUUUGAGAACCCAGUGCAGCCUGAACCCUUAAGAUUUGAUGCACCUCCUGUUAUGCCAAGAUAUGACCCUCAAGGUCCUCCAAGAUUCUGCGGUCCAAAUAUUCCAAACCAGCUGAGACCACAGGAGCCAACAAUGUACGAUCAAACUCAGGGUCAAGCUCCUGUGAUAAACCCUGCUGUACCACCACCCAAUUUCAACAUGCCACCCAUGAACUCGUUUGGAGGCCCAUCUCAACAGUUUCCCAUGCAGCAAAAUGUUUCACAAGCAUCCAACUUCAGUGUCCCAGGCCCUACACCAGAUUUCCAAGGUUCAUUUAGACCUUCUCCAUUUCCUGGUCCAGGUGUUGUUAGUGUUCCUCAGCCUAUGAUGGGAUCUCAACCCUUCAUGCCACCAAACCAAAUGUCUUUCCAGCCUGGUUCCCAGUUUCCACAGCCUGAGCCCGAGCCAUUCAGGCAAAUAGAUGUGAACGAUCUGUUUUCAAAACUUAUAUCCUUUGAUUUAAUAAAACCUGCACAGACCGACUCAACCACUGACCCUACAUCAGCAAGUCAGACUUUAUCUGUGCCUGAAGAAGAAGAGGAGGAGGAGGAGGAACAAGAGGAAGAUGAAAAUGUCCCAGAUUUGACUGGCUUUGUUUUGGAUGACAUGAAACAGAGAUAUGACAGCAUUAUCACCAAACUGUAUACUGGAAUCCAAUGCUAUUCCUGCGGCAUGCGUUUUACCGCGUCUCAGACAGAUGUGUAUGCGGAUCAUUUGGACUGGCACUACAGACAGAAUCGUUCCGAGAAGGACAUCAGUAAGAAAGUUACACAUCGCCGUUGGUACUACAGUCAGACGGAUUGGAUUGAAUUUGAGGAAAUCGCUGAUCUUGAGGAGAGGGCAAAGAGUCAGUUCUUUGAAAAAGUUCAUGAAGAGGUUGUACAGAAAACUCAGGAAGCAGCCAAAGAGAGAGAGUUCCAGAGUGUAAAAGCUGCUAAGGAUGUCGUUCAUGAGCUAUGUGAGAUUUGCCAGGAGCAAUUUGAGAUGUACUGGGAGGAGGAAGAGGAAGAGUGGCAUCUGAAGAAUGCCAUCAGAGUUGAUGAAAAGACAUAUCAUCCCUCAUGUUACGAAGACUACAAAAACACAUCCUCCUUUGUGGACUGCACACCCUCACCCAAUAAAAUGCUUACAGAAAACCCUUUAACAGCGUUCCUGAAACAAGAGCAGGGUGAUGAGGUGUCUUGUUCCAGUAUUAAAGAAGAGCCCCCCGAGGAUGAUACGGAUGAACCAAUGGUAAAAGAAGAGGUUCAGGUUAAGUUAGAAGGCGAAUCACAAACCAGUGCAAUUAUUUUCUAACUCUGCUGCUCUUUAGCCACUUUUUUGUGGUUACUUUAGCUGGUCUUUUGUGUUUUUGUAAAGAAGGAUAUUUUUAUAUUGCAGUGCUCUGGGGCAGGGACCUCAGCUAGUCACUUUAAAUACAUUUUUGUAUUUGUAUUUGCCUGCACAAUUCAGGUAUUUUUUGCCAUGUGAAUUCCCAAUGAAAUGUACUGCAAAAUAUGUACAUUUGUGGGUAAAUGUAUAUGUAUAAUUUAAUUUAUAAAUAAAGAUAUUUUUGGUAUUCUUUGUGUAGUAUUGAUAAAAAAGUUAGAAAUUUUGGGGUUCUCUAUGAGACAUUUGUUCUAACUUUGAGAAUGGUGAACAGUGGUUGAAUACUAACUUAUGAAAGACUUUUUUUCUUUUUUUCCAAAAAACAAAACAAAACAAGAAAACCCCCUUUCAGUAAUUGAUAAUCCCCUAAAUCUAGGUGUGGGGCAGAUUGUAAAUUAUAAAUAUUAUGAGAAUUUCUUUGUCCUCAAUAUGUAAAUAGUUAUUUCAGAGUUUACUACUGCAUUUGGUUCAGAGUAAUGUGUUUAAUUCAAAAUGAAAAAAAAAAAUAAAAAAUCAGGGUGUUUUUUUUCUUUCUAUCCUUUUGCAGAGGUUUCAAAGAACAAUUUUGCUUUAUGCGGAAUAUUCAAUAAAAAUCUAAAGAAGAAAUAGUGUCGUGUGAAAAGUGAUUAUUGUGUGUGUUUUUGACUGAUUUAAAGUUGUCAUUUUAUGCAUAAUCCUAAAUAAAGUUUCAGUGCUAAUGGAA
Pimephales promelas (fathead minnow) is the source of this 5354-nucleotide messenger RNA. It is a transcript of the gene pcf11, whose product is annotated as PCF11 cleavage and polyadenylation factor subunit. Gene Ontology annotation, biological process: termination of RNA polymerase II transcription; mRNA 3'-end processing. Gene Ontology annotation, molecular function: phosphatidylinositol binding; RNA polymerase II complex binding; mRNA binding. NCBI's taxonomy places the organism in Eukaryota, Metazoa, Chordata, Actinopteri, Cypriniformes, Leuciscidae. The record is from RefSeq and is a predicted model, not a curated record. Gene Ontology annotation, cellular component: mRNA cleavage factor complex; cytoplasm.